This is a messenger RNA of Blepharisma stoltei, 1172 nucleotides long. The record is from the annotation of a GenBank genome assembly. Lineage: Eukaryota; Ciliophora; Heterotrichea; Heterotrichida; Blepharismidae.
AUGGAAAACGAAGUGAUAAAUUCACUCUUAAGAUGCGUUCGACAAAUGUCUCCAGUGAGAGAAACUUAUCCGCCUACAGAAAAAUCAUGGUUUGAAGGUCUGCGAUUUAAAUCUGCAGAGCCCAAAUAUUCCGAUUAUUAUAUUUUAAACUCUCCACAAAGAAAAUCACUUGUCCCGAAGCUAGAACUAGAUCAUUGAAACUUAAAUACAGCUAAAAAACGAUUAUCUCCUGACUUUGCAAAAUCCCCUCUUAAAACUCCAGAAACAGCAGAAUCGUUCUACAGUGGCAAAGCAUCUCCGUUUAAAGAUUCUAACUCCCUAAAAAAUUUUGUUCAAAAUGAGUAUAAAAAUUUUUAAAAUAAAUUUUGUUUUACUCGGUAGGUUUUGACUAAAGUAGGGAUUUUUCCAAUGAUUUUGUUCUGACGAAGGGGGUAAGUCUCCUCAUUGCUCAAGCCCAUCUCAGCUUCCAAGAUAUUCAGGAAGAGACACAAGCAUUAGUGCAGCUGCAUCCAAAAAAAUUACUCACUCUACCCACCUCUGUGAGCGAACAAAACCAUUGGUAAAAUCCCUAUUUUUUGGGUAAAAAUUACCCUCCGUGAGUGAUCAAAAAUUUAUUAUGACAUAAUAAAUUUAAUAUUUAAGAGAUUAUUAUAAUGAAAUCUCUAGCUAAUUUUGUUGAAUUUAAAAACAGCUUGAAUUUAAAACAUAAUUUUGCAAGUGAAAAUUAAUUUUGGAUUUUUUUAAUUUCGAAAAAAAAAAUUAACCCCUUCCAUUAGCGAAUAAAAUUGUUUUUUCACUCACCGAAGGGGAGUCAGGACAGCAUGCAACAAAUUUAUAUGAGUUUUGAUGAUGAUUUUUCUCCCGAAAAAAGAAAUUUUGAAAAAGAAAUAAGAUUGGAAGAAGAGCAAAAUAAGCACAUUAAAGAACUUCGUGAUAAUAUUGAAAAAUAUGAGAAACUAAGGCAUGAAGGAACUAGAAAGCAAGAAAAUGUAAAAUAAAUGUAGAAAAUUUGUGAAGUAAGUAAAGAGGGAAAUGAUAAUUAUGAAGGUCUGGUUGAAAAGAUUAGCUUAAUGAAGGAAGAAAGUCUUAGAUUAAGAAAAGCAAUUGGCAUUUAUAAGAAUAAAGAAGGUGAAUCUCUUAAGAGGAUCAAUCGAAAAAGUUCAAUGAUUUAA